This is a messenger RNA of Linum trigynum, 3014 nucleotides long. Lineage: Eukaryota; Viridiplantae; Streptophyta; Magnoliopsida; Malpighiales; Linaceae. The record is from the annotation of a GenBank genome assembly.
AACCCUCAAGGAAGUGCAACUAGUUUCGUCGGUUUCUCAGGUGAUGGAACUAUUUCAUUUGCUUUAGCUAAAUUGUAGUGUGAUAUUAACAAUGCAUACGAAUAAGAAUUACUUUUUAUUCAUGAUGCUAUGAGAUGGUGUCUUACUCGUAAUGUUUUGGUUGCUACCUUUUGCGAGGAUUCUCAACUAUGGUCAUCAAGGAUCCUACAUCGAGAAAGUCUUUCAUCUCAGAGUCAGAGCCACUCUUAGGGAAGUUCAUUCUUUCUUCUCGACUUUCGUGUCAGUUUCGUGUCUUUUCGCUCCUUGAAGCUUUCACAAAGUUGGCCACCUUGUGGCAUAACAGGCUCUUUUAUCGGAAGUCCAGUUGCAUACGGAUUGUCGUUCUUGAUUAUUAUAUGUCUUGUAUGUUUGUUGUCUGACCAUGACCUGGGGGCUUAUCUUGGAAAAAAUAGCACUUUUAUGAACAGCUAAUAAAAGUACGAUUAGAAGUCGGUGUGGUUAUUGAUAACCACAUAACUUUUUGCAGUUAACUACUGAUAGAAACCCGGAAUUCGGGUACUACCUAUUUCAAGAGAUUCGAGGAAAAAGAGCAAGCACCGGGGUGGUGAUCUUCUCUUGUGGCUCGUGGAAGGGAGAUAGAGGAAGGAAAAUGAGGAUUGAGAGGUAGAGAAGAGGGAAAGGAAGCUACGAAAACAGCAGUAUGGAGAGGGGAGAAGUCGCCAAGAGGAAGGAAGAGAGGAAGAGAGAUUAGGAUCUUCAUGAUCACAUCCCGCUCACGUCUGGCCCCUUCAACCUCCGCCCCCAGCUCUUCCAUGUCGGAGUUGGUUCUCAGUUGCAUCGCCAUGAUGGUACGCAUCGAGGCCUUGAGAUCUUCGUUUUCGGUCUCAUCCACCAUGACGCUUUCGCGCAUGUGCUCGUCUUGCGACGAGAAACCUCACGCCAGUGUCAUCAUCGUCUUUGUCUCGGCGUCAGUCUUGGUUGAUCCUGUCUCCGCCUGUCUCUUCUCGCCAGCCUUAUCCUCUACGGUUUGCGGUUGGUGAUGGCCAUUGUUCAUCGAUAUCCGCCCCCAGUUUAUAGUUGUGAAAAACUCAAUUAUCGGACCGGGGCUCUGAUACCAGAUGACAGAAACUCGGAAUUCGGGUACUACCUAUUUCAAGAGAUUCAAGGGAGAAGAGCAAGCAUCGGAGUGGCGAUCUUCUCUCGUGGCUCAUGGAAGGGAGAUAGAGGAAGGACAAAUGAAAAUUUAGAGGUAGAGAAGAGGGAAAGGAAGUUGCGGUAGCAGCAGUAGGGAGAGGAGAAAAGUCGGCAGAAGAGAGGAAGAGAGAUUAGGAAAUAUAAUUAUGGUUUACAUACCGUUUGGUAUAAAUGAAUUCUAUAAGUUUUGAGGAAUUCAUUUGAAAUUGAAAUCUUUUUGUGUUUGGUAUCUAAAAGAAUUCAUUCUGAAUUCUACGGAAUUGGAACUAGUUAUAGCAAUUUCGAGGAAUUGAGAUGAAAUUUCCAAAUAAAUUCCACAAGUAUUUACUAAUUAUAAUAGAAUAAUAUAAUUAUCCUCAUUUAUUAACUAAAUUAUAUAUAUAUAUAUAUAUAUAUAUAUAUUAUGUGGCACCAAUUCAUAAUAUAUGGCACCAAUUCAUACCGUUUGAGGAACGUAAACUAGAAUUUAUUACAACGCUAGUUGCACAUGCUAGUUAUUUGAUAUUUAUGCUUCGAUUGUAUCAAUAUGUUGAGAAGCCACAACUAGAGUGUAGGGUUUAUCGAUGAAAUAUUAGGAAAGUACUAAUGAAUAGAAUAGAAAAAUUAAAUAACACUUUCAAUAUUCAAAGUAUAGGACCAAAAACUUUUUUUGGAAGAUAGAUUUUCAAUGAAUAAUGUUUCUGCCGAAAAUUAAUAAGGGUGUAGUCGGAAACUUUUAAUUUAAUUCAAUUCUAAACGUAUGCCAACAUGGUUUGAGAAUUCAAUUCUUUUAUUUCUAAAGAUUUGAAUAUGAAAUACCAAGCAUAGGAAUUCAUUUGACAAUGAAUUCUAUGAGGUAAUUCAUUUUAAAAUGAAAUGAAUUGUAGAUUCAUUUGGUACCAAUGGUCUGUUAAUCUUUGCUUAAUUCUCAUUCCCACGUAUCAAACAAUUUAUAUAGUAACCCACAAUUUCCUAUAGCUACCCCAACUUAUUAAUCCCUCAAUUUAUCACCCAAAUGCCUAAUUAAAUCCCAAACAGUAAUAAACUAACAAAAAAGUCCAAAUGCAAAAAAGAACAUAAAUGCAGGUUUCUGUCAACUACAACCGUAAAUCAAUAAAUAUGCUAACCACAAAACACAACGCAAUGAUUAGUGGUUAAUCAUUAAUCACUGCAAUUUUAUGCAAUUUUUUGUGUUUAACCACAAAGAUUAACUUAUUCAACUCAUCAAAUUACCUUUUUUUUAUAAAUAUGUUAAAAAAUUGAUAAGUAAAAAAUAUGUAAAUUUUACUAAUAGACGAAAGAAAGGUAGAGAAAUAAAUGUGUGACCCACGUGUGACGUAUGGAGGAAAAUAUCAAAUAUAACAUAUACACAAGAAGAAAUUAUAGUAGCUAAAAGGAAGAUGUAAGACAAAAUAUUACAAACAAAUGUCAUCGAAAAAAUCAAGGCAAGGGGAGGCAGAGGAAGUGUACUGGCAACAGAAAUCUCAGGUCACGUGGCUGAAGAAGGGGGAUAAGAAUACUUCGUAUUUUCAUACGGUGACCCGGGCCCCGCGAAAGAGAAAUUUUGUGGCCGGUCUUCGGAAUGAUAAUGGGGAAUGGAUUACUGAGGAAAGAGGGAAGGCAAGAUAGCCUCAUCUUUCUACCAGACUCUGCUUACCUAUGAAAUCCUUACUAUCAAAAUGAAUGAUGCUCUUACAGCUGAGGUUUUCCCAAUUGAAGUGCGUCGAACGGUUUUCUCCAUGAGAUCAAAACACACCCCUGGGUCUGACGGUUUCACGGGAAGUUCUUCAAAGCCUUCUGGGCCAUUUUUGGGGAGUCGGUAAUAAAAGCGGUAUGCUCUU